Molecule: messenger RNA, 1310 nt
Organism: Alosa sapidissima (American shad)
Lineage: Eukaryota; Metazoa; Chordata; Actinopteri; Clupeiformes; Clupeidae
Exons: 2
Coding region: 4-942 (312 amino acids)
Biological process (GO): DNA integration
Molecular function (GO): nucleic acid binding
Source: RefSeq, a predicted model, not a curated record
CUGAUGUAUAAACAAUUUAUUUUGUCUUUCAACAGGCAGUACAACCUAUCGCUUAGAGGUCGUUAUACAAGCCUGUCUGACUCUGAGUUGGAUGAUAGGGUCAGACAGGUGAUCACUGGGAAUGAUGAGCUUGGCAGUGAGGCGGUGAGAGCCAGGCUUGCAGGUCAAGGAGUCAUUGUGCAGCGGAAUCGGGUUCGUCAGAGCCUUAUACGCACCAACCCAGAGGGAGCAGCAACCAGGUCUAUGUAUAGGGUUGCAGGGCCAAACUCAUUGUGGCACCUUGAUGGGAACCACAAGCUGAUCAGGUGGAGAAUAGUUAUUCAUGGUGGGAUUGAUGGAUUCAGCCGCCUUGUUGUAUUCCUCAAAGCCUCCAACAACAACACCAGCAACACAGUGUUGGAAAACUUUGUGGAAGCCAUUAAUCAGCAUAGGGUGCCUUCCCGAGUCCGCUGCGAUUAUGGCAGAGAGAACAAUGCGGUGUGCCUGUUUAUGGAGGUGUUCCGUGGCAGCAACAGGGGAAGUGCUAUGAGAGGAAGAAGCACCCAUAACCAGAGAAUUGAAAGACUGUGGGGUGAUGUUUGGAGGGGUGUCAGUAAUUCCUAUCACGCAUUAUUCACCCUUUUGGAAACCGAAGGCACACUUGACACCAACAGUGAAAAGCACAUUUGGGCUCUACAUUUUGUGUAUUUGGCUAGGAUAAACCAGCAUUUGAAGCUGUUCCAAGAUCAGUGGAACCACCACAAACUGAGGACAGCAAGAUACAUGUCCCCAUACCAGCUCUUCAUUAGAGGUUGCCUUGCCCAGCAGAACACCACUCACACUGCCAUACAGGGGAUUUUUGGUGCGGAAGAUUCAAGGCAUCAAGCUGGAAGGCAUUCCAGGCAUUCCCCAUCCAGCAGAAGUACCUGGGGGUUUCUCAAGAGAGGAAGACCACAUGCCUAACUUUGAAUGGCCAGAAGCCGUCCGUGUACCUGCAAACAACUUCCAGCCUGUUGCUCAACAAAUGGAACAACUCCAGCAUAUGGACCCUUUAGGCGGGGAACCAGGUUCUUGCUAUUUUGAGGGACAUGCCCGAUAAUAGUCGGUAGAUGUUGUUCAUGUUGUCCACAUUCAACUGAAACAGACAAUUAAGAUGAAGAUGUGUUAGAUAAAUUUGUUUUUUGGAAGAACAAAAAAACUCUAGACAUGUGUGACAAAAUAUAUCAACACUUAAUGCUUAGUUUUUACAGAUGUUCCAUCUAGUUCCAAAGUAACAAUUCCUCCUUGGUUUUAUAUCAACUUCUAAAGUCUUCCCAUUCCAUCUUCAUCUG